CCACAGCCAGGCAAGUUCCCGGAAGCCCGCCCAGCACGCACGGUCCCCAAACAGCGCACCUGCCGGCGGUCCCAACACAGCGGGAGAAGUGGACAUGAGGUUGGCAGGCCCCCUGCGCAUCGUGGCCCUGGUCAUCGUCGUGGGCCUUACUUGGAUCAUAGGCAGUGUUCUCCUGGGCAGGCCCGGCAGUGCUUUCCCUCGCAUCCAGCAGCUCUUCACCAGCCCAGAAAGCUCUGUGACAGCAGAGCCACGGGCCAGGAAGUACAAGUGUGGCUUGCCCCAACCAUGUCCUGAGGAACACCUGGCCUUCCGCAUGGUCAGCGGAGCCGCCAACGUCAUUGGGCCCAAGAUCUGCCUCGAGGACAAGAUGCUCAUGAGCAGUGUCAAGGACAACGUGGGCCGUGGGCUCAACAUCGCCCUGGUGAAUGGGGUCAAUGGGGAGCUCAUUGAGGCCCGGGCGUUUGACAUGUGGGCUGGAGAUGUCAAUGACCUGCUCAAGUUCAUUAGGCCACUGCAUGAAGGCACCUUGGUGUUUGUGGCAUCCUACGACGACCCAGCCACCAAGAUGAAUGAGGAGACCAGGAAGCUUUUCAGCGAGCUGGGCAGCAGGAAUGCCAAGGAGCUGGCCUUCCGGGACAGCUGGGUGUUUGUGGGGGCCAAGGGCGUGCAGAACAAGAGCCCCUUUGAGCAGCACGUGAAGAACAGCAAGCACACCAACAAGUACGAGGGCUGGCCCGAGGCACUGGAGAUGGAAGGCUGCAUCCCACGGCGAGGUGUGGCCAGCUAGCAUGCAGAGCACUGCGCCCCAGAAGCAAGGACACUGGCAGUGAUGCCAGCACAGGGCUGAGGCCCGUGCCCAUGCCUCAGAGUGAGGCAGGAGCAUCCCCUGGCUCUAGCACCUCAACUCCAAGGCGUGAGCAAAUCCUGGAGACAGGUGGUGGCGCUCUAGGGGCUGGCCCCUUUGCACCUUG
This is a messenger RNA of Ochotona princeps (American pika), 971 nucleotides long. RefSeq names its product FAM3 metabolism regulating signaling molecule A (gene FAM3A). NCBI's taxonomy places the organism in Eukaryota, Metazoa, Chordata, Mammalia, Lagomorpha, Ochotonidae. The coding region runs from base 95 to 787 and encodes 230 amino acids. The transcript is spliced from 10 exons. The record is from RefSeq and is a predicted model, not a curated record.